Moneuplotes crassus is the source of this 708-nucleotide messenger RNA. Lineage: Eukaryota; Ciliophora; Spirotrichea; Euplotida; Euplotidae. The record is from the annotation of a GenBank genome assembly.
UUUAAUUGAUUAUAUAAUUAAGUUAGGCUGAAUGAUUAGAAUCCGUACUCUCAAGAGGCGCCCAAGGGUCCCACUGAAGGAUGAAGAGGAAAAGGAACAGAAGAAGAAACAAGUGACCAAGGUUAGUAGGUUAUGAGCAAAACAACGAUGAUGGAGAAAUCAGGAAAAUAAGAACAUGAGGUUGAAAAUAAAGAAAUCGAAGAAAAAUGAAUCGUUAGCUGGAGAUGAGGAGGAGAAGACAUGCUCUGAUUCUAAUCUGCAUAAGAGCGAGAGUGAAAGUAUGCUUAAUUCCACUAUCAGCUAUUCUACAUUGAAGAGAGAAAACUCCUCAGUCGGGGAGAACCUUGAUGAAAUCACACAGGAAUUUCUUGAGAUGGAGCUUGAAUCAACUUUGGAAGAAAACCCUAUGGUUGAUGUUAUCCUUAACAAUAUAUUUAAUAUAUUGAAUAAAUGACUGGCUUCUACAAAUAAAGCUUUGUUCAACGCAGCAUUGAUGCAGAUCAAAAGUGCAUCUGAUAUGUAUGGAAAGUCUUUGAACAAGUAUAUUCCGAAGAUAUGUACACUGGUCAACAAGAAGCAUGUGCUCUAUAAAGCCCAAAUAAAGGAGCUUUGUGAGACAUUGAUGACAAAUGGAGGUGAAGGAGUUUCUAAGUUUAUUGCAACAGCUUAUCCUCACUUUUGAGAAUAAUUAAUUUCAAUUUAUUACUA